Messenger RNA from Tripterygium wilfordii, 1441 nucleotides. RefSeq names its product magnesium-protoporphyrin IX monomethyl ester [oxidative] cyclase, chloroplastic-like. The transcript has 5 exons. Bases 62 to 1282 code for a protein of 406 amino acids. NCBI's taxonomy places the organism in Eukaryota, Viridiplantae, Streptophyta, Magnoliopsida, Celastrales, Celastraceae. The record is from RefSeq and is a predicted model, not a curated record. Gene Ontology annotation, molecular function: metal ion binding; magnesium-protoporphyrin IX monomethyl ester (oxidative) cyclase activity. Gene Ontology annotation, cellular component: chloroplast thylakoid membrane. Gene Ontology annotation, biological process: chlorophyll biosynthetic process; photosynthesis.
ACACUCUCUUUAGUCCCUCCUUCCCCAAAGAAGCUCAAAGCUUACAACUUUGCUCCCAAAAAUGGCAGCAGAGAUGGCGCUGGUGAAACCCAUCUCCAAAUUCAGUUCCACCACACCCAAAUUUGGCAGCCCCAAAAGCAGACUCUCAUACCCAAAGUUCACCACCAUUAAAAUGACAGCCACUUCACAGCCAACCACAGCAAAGCCAAGCAAGAAAGCUGCAAAAACUGCACCCAAGGAGACCCUUUUGGCACCAAGGUUCUACACCACAGAUUUUGAUGAGAUGGAGACGCUCUUCAAUACUGAGAUUAACAAGAAUCUCAACCAGGAUGAGUUUGAGGCUCUGUUGCAGGAAUUCAAGACUGAUUAUAACCAGACUCACUUUGUCAGGAACAAGGAGUUCAAGGAAGCUGCUGACAAAAUGCAAGGGCCUCUCAGGCAGAUUUUUGUGGAGUUCUUGGAGAGGUCUUGCACUGCUGAGUUCUCUGGAUUCCUUCUCUACAAAGAGCUCGGCAGGAGGCUCAAGAAAACCAAUCCAGUGGUAGCUGAGAUUUUCUCUCUAAUGUCCAGGGAUGAAGCCAGGCAUGCAGGGUUUUUGAACAAGGGUUUAUCUGAUUUUAACUUGGCAUUGGAUUUGGGUUUCCUGACGAAGGCUAGGAAAUACACAUUCUUCAAGCCCAAGUUCAUUUUUUAUGCUACCUAUUUAUCUGAGAAAAUUGGGUACUGGAGAUACAUCACCAUUUACAGGCAUCUCAAGGCCAAUCCUGAGUACCAAUGCUAUCCUAUUUUCAAGUACUUUGAGAACUGGUGCCAGGAUGAGAAUCGCCAUGGAGAUUUCUUCUCUGCAUUGAUGAAGGCACAGCCCCAGUUUCUCAAUGACUGGAAGGCCAAGCUUUGGGCUCGAUUCUUCUGCCUUUCGGUCUACGUGACUAUGUACCUAAAUGACUGCCAGCGCACAGCUUUCUAUGAAGGCAUUGGACUUAACACUAAGGAAUUUGACAUGCAUGUCAUCAUUGAGACAAACCGUACAACGGCUAGGGUUUUCCCAGCUGUGCUCGAUGUUGAGAACCCAGAAUUCAAGAGGAAGUUGGAUCGGAUGGUCGAGAUUAACGAGAAACUGAUUGCAGUUGGACAGAGCGAGGAGAGUUCCUUGGUCAAGAACUUCAAGAGAAUUCCCCUUGUUGCAGCAUUGGUUUCUGAGCUCUUGGCAGCAUAUCUAAUGCCACCAAUAGAGUCUGGAUCAGUCGAUAUCGCUGAGUUCGAUCCACAGCUUGUGUAUUGAAUAUUGAUACUCCUUUUUUUCAACUUUCAUCCCUUCUUUUCAUGUUUAGCUUGAGUACUGCAUCAUAGUUACAUUGCAGGGCUGGACCUAUGAAACUGAGGAAUCAUACUUAUGAAGAGCGCAUAUUUAUUUCUUCUAAUGAUAGUGCACACAUUUUCA